Molecule: messenger RNA, 3347 nt
Organism: Labeo rohita (rohu)
Lineage: Eukaryota; Metazoa; Chordata; Actinopteri; Cypriniformes; Cyprinidae
Exons: 11
Coding region: 316-2631 (771 amino acids)
Molecular function (GO): protein binding
Source: RefSeq, a predicted model, not a curated record
UCUGACACAGUCUCCGGAACAGAGGGGGCGGUAACGCACCUACAAGCUGGAUGCCAACUGCUGCAAAACAAAGACGAAGAGGAAGAACAGGCUCUGAAUGAGGAGAGAAGAAAUAAUAAUAUCAAGCCAUAAGUUUGGACACGCUGGACUAAAUGAAGCACUGUUCAAGAUAGGUGGUGGCGGUAAUGCACCAAUAAGUUGUUUACCAAGGGCCAAUAAACCCUAGAGGAAGAGGCAGAGGCAGAUCAGUGCUGUGUGUGUGCUUUCAUCAGGAUACAAACACCUCCUGCAUCACAUGCUUUGCCUGCUGUGACGAUGGAUGUACGAGAUCAGAAGAGGUCUGCUGAACGCAACAUUGUGUACUGCUUGCAGUGCCACAAGCCACAGGAAAACCUCCCUGUUCACCUGGCCAGGGUGUGCAUGAAAAAAAGCACACCAGAAGAAAGAGUGCAAGAGGUGCAGAAGGCCAAGGCUUCCAACAGGGAGUGGAUCCGUAAGAACAGGACCUGGAAUUACAACAAGCUCUGUGAGCUCCUGCCUGACAGACGCUCUCGGAUCACCAUGGUGAUGGAGCUUCUUCGGCGUGGUUUUUUCAUCAUGAACCAGCCCCAGGAGUCCGACAUGGUCUUAGAACCUGAAGAUAACUCUGUUGAUGCUGCCACCACCACCACACCCACCACACCCUCCAGAGACCCUCAAACCGUAUCCCCUUCUGUUAGGACAAAGAUGAAAAAGGCGGGUCUGCAUGACAAGUUCCCUGCUCAAGCCAAGCUCCUGGUGGGCUUUAAAAAGUACCUGACGGUGUCACGGAGGAUCCCAAACUGGCAACAGGAGGUUGACAACGUGUCCCGUUUCCUUCGGUACGUGCAGCCCACGGGGAGCGAGCCAUCUCUGGACUUCCUGUCAAAAAACAAAGAGACAGAGGACUUUCUGACAGCCCUGAAGCACACUGACUUGUGUACAGCCACCAUCCUCAACUACAUCAAGAGCAUUAAAAGGUUCUUGGAAUAUUUGACGGCAAGGCUGGAUCUGCGAAAAAGACACCCACGGCUCCGGACCGACUGUCAGAGUUUCACCGACAUCCUGAACAGACUGCGUAAGAGAGUAUACAAGACCCAUAAUGACAAGACGUGUGAUAGAAGACUGUUUGUCGAUGGCGCUCCCUGCAUCAAAGAUUGCCAGACGAUUUUGAGAGUGGCAAAGCCAGAUUUCCUCAGGAUCCAUGGGGAUCUGCUGAUGGGGAAAGAGGUCUCAAACACAGAGAAGACGCUGUACCGCUAUUACUGCGAGGCGCUCUUGGUCUUCCGUCACAUGCAGCGCCCAGGAGCUGUGGAAGGCUUGACGGAUGCAGACUGGGUGGAGAGGAUUUCACAAGGUGGCAGGGUGGUGAUUGGCUUCAGGAAGGGGAAAACUGCAAGUAUGCAAAUCGCCUUGACACAAGAGGAGGAAGCUUGCUUUCAGCUGUACUACAAGCAGAUCAGGCCCGAGAACAUUGGGCUCAAAAAAUUCUGCCAAAGUUUUUUUGCUUCAUCGUCCGGCGAAGCUGUUUACAGUGUCUCACAAGACAUGAAUCGCCUCCAUGAAAUGUAUAAGAUGGCCCCUUUCAGGAGUCAGAAUGUACGGAGGGCUGUUGGGAAGGCCGCACAAAAGCUCCCCGCGCACCAACAGGAAGCCAUAAGCCAUUAUCUGGCCUAUAACUCUGGUGCAGACCAGCAGCUGGACAGAAAGCCACAGGAUAUUGUGGACGUGGCUAUACUGCUGGACUCCUUGGAGGGCACUUCUUCGGAUGAUGACACCUCCUUAGCUGAUCUGAGUACUGCUGGAAUCGGCACGGAGCAACACGCUCCACGGAAAGACUUCUCUGCCUUUGUGGCCAGAUUUCCGGUUUCGCUGGAGGGCCAGCCACCGACCAAAAAGCAGCGGCUCGAUUCAGGCUUUCCUGAAGACCGUGUCUUUUAUGACAGGUGGAGAGCUGCUCAGUACGCCCAGAGAGAGAAAUAUCUGCUGUCACACUUCACGCACCGCAUGCCAACUGCCGCAAAGGUGGCGAGGCUGAUUGCGCAGGAGGGGUGGAAGGCCAACUAUCCAAAGCCAGAAGAAAUUGAACGGCUGUGGAAACCAGCUCCCACAGGCACCAUUGAAACAGAUGAGGUUAUAAUAAAAUGUGUGUCUGAGCAGACCUGGACAGGCCUGGCCAUCAAAGACUUUGGUGAUGAGGAAGGUUUAGGAGUGGUUGCAACCAGACCGUUUUCUAAAGGCGACAUUGUGUGCGAUUACCACGGAAAGGUAAUCAGAGCAGCCGAAGGGAUGGCCAUGAUGAAGGGACUUCAUGAUGAGGCCAAGUACCUGUUCUUCUUCAAAGCUGGACAGAGAGACCUGUGCAUUGAUGCUCAGAACGUCCCCUGCGAUUGCCACCCCAACACAGACACAGUUGGCAGAAGAAUUAAAUAUUGUUCAAAGAGUCCCAACCUGGAACCCGUCCACUCUGUGCUGAAGGUGGAUGGAGAGGACAAGUAUGUCAUCCUCUUUAAGGCGCUGCAGGACAUCAGCAUCGAUACGCAACUAAAAUUUUACUCUGGAGUAAUAAUAAGGUCUUUCCUUGGCCUGGACCUGGACUGGCUGAAUGAGUAGGCAGAGGCCACAGUUCCAGUAGCUGCUUCUCCACUGGUAGGCCGGUGUGUGCUAGGGCUGACAGGGCAAAUAGCUUCGGACCAGUAGUGCUAAGCCAAAUGUCAGGCUGUGUUUCCACUGCUGGACCAGCAACAAUGUUCUACUACAGUUUUACAACAAAAACUGAUACAUUGAUGAUAAUGCAUUAGUGCCAGGACUACAUAGAAUCAUGCAUAAAUAAAGUGGAAUUAUUGUUAUUUCUUAAAUGAAAGAGGACACACAUACUUGUUCAGUCAUGUCUGUUUCUGUUUAUUUGUGAUCACACAUCAAAAAAAAAAAGGGGCUGAAAGCAUGCAUAUUUAAAGCAUUACUGUAGGAGUGCGUGAUAUGACGGAUUUUGAAAAAAAAAAAUGUCUCCGCAAUCUGCUUUUGGACAAAAAUCAGGUUUAAAACAACCUGAGAGUGAGUAAAUGAUGGUAUAAAAAUAAAACACUAUGACAGAAUUGACAGAAUCUUCAUUUCUGGGUCUAUUCUUAACUAUUCUUUUAAUGUUAAUAAAACAACAAAACACAGAGGAAAAAAUACAGUUGCUUUAAUAAGAAUCAAUGUACAAUUGAUGUAUAUCAUGUAAAAAGUAUAUAGUGUCUUUUUUUUUAAUAUUUGUUUAGAUUCAAUUUAUUGAAUGCUACUACUAAAUACACCUACUGUACUUGGAAAAUAAAGCACUGUUUGUUUUA